This is a messenger RNA of Danaus chrysippus (African queen), 720 nucleotides long. NCBI's taxonomy places the organism in Eukaryota, Metazoa, Arthropoda, Insecta, Lepidoptera, Nymphalidae. The record is from the annotation of a GenBank genome assembly.
AUGGCCAACUUAAUAUAUUUCGAGAACAGUGUUGUAUCAACAUGUGUGUUUAAAAACAUUGACGACUUAAAGCAGAAUAUUUCAUCACAAUAUGGUGUACCUUCAGAAGAUUUAUACGUUAUUGUGAACGGAAAAAUAGCGACCAGUAUUUCUAAUUUGGAAAACAACAACAAUGUUAUUAGAGUGUAUACAAAAAUUGUUGGAGGGAAAGGUGGUUUUGGGUCCAUGUUACGUGCGAUCGGAGCUCAAAUCGAGAAAACAACUAACCGUGAAGCAUGCCGAGAUCUCUCCGGGAGACGUUUGCGUGAUAUAAACGAAGAAAAACGCCUCAGGAAGUGGUUGGAAGGACAGGAAGAGCGCGAUCGUGAAGCCGCUGAAAGGAAACAAAAGAAAAUCGAAAGAUUGAUCGCGGAACCUAAAAUUGAGGUUAACUUGAGCCCCGUAUAUGAAAAAGAACGACAGGAGCUGCCAGAACGAGUGAGUGCAGCGGUGGAUGCGGGCUGGCAAGCCGCGGGAUCGUCUAACGAAGGUAAACGAAAAGCUGAAGAUGUACCGGCUAAAGGUAAGAAGAAGCCAAAAUUAUGGAUAGAUGCUGAUUUGUCAGACUGUUCGUCCUUGAGUGAGGACGAGGAAGAAGAAGUGAAGUCGACGGCUGCUCAAACAGUGUCUACGGACAGCGGAAAUGAGUCUGACCGUGCAUCAAUUAGUAGUAAAGCUUAA